This is a messenger RNA of Rhagoletis zephyria (snowberry fruit fly), 326 nucleotides long. Its product is annotated as putative glycine-rich cell wall structural protein 1. NCBI's taxonomy places the organism in Eukaryota, Metazoa, Arthropoda, Insecta, Diptera, Tephritidae. The record is from RefSeq and is a predicted model, not a curated record.
AGAAAAACGGCGCGGCAGUUGGCGCGCUAGCAGCUGGAUCAACAGCAGUGGUAGCAGCAGCAGCAGCAGCAGCAGUAAGAUUAUUAACUACAACAACGAUAACAGCAGCAACAACGGCGCAGUGGCAGCAUUGUCGCAUUGGCGUUGGACGACUUGGUUGUGGUGGUGGCGGUGGCGGUGGCACAGGCCACAGUGGCGGUGGCAAUGGCGAUGGCGAUGGCAAUGGCAAUGUUGGUGGCGAUGGCGGCGCCAACCGUCCUACCGGUCGUUGGCUUGGCCAACAUUACACAUCAAUAGCCAAUGGCUGCAAGCUAUCAGACAACUAA